AUGACGCAAGACCAGAUAAUCGGUACAUAUGUGCACAUCCCGGGGAAGCCGAGGGAGCAGCACGCCCUCUACAUGCUCCGGCGGAUCGCCAGCCUUGUGAAGCCCAUCAUGAGCCGGGGCGGGUAUAAGGUGGGCUGUUUGGCGGAAUUUUAUCCGGCGCAGAAGAGCUUACUCGGUAUAUCUACCCAUCCCUUACGCCCCUUGCGGGGAGGAGGAGAGAGCUAAUUAUAUCGUGCCUUGGGUGGAAAAGGCUUGAACGUCAAUCGUGGGGAGAAGGUCUGCAUAAGGCUCCGCCAACCCUACGAUGAUAGCGUAUUCUUGGACGUUGAGGAUUGCGCUUAUACCAUGCUGCAUGAGUUUGUCUUCCCCCUUGGUCCACCCUGCGAGGGAAAGCCGCCAGCUAAUGGUGAUGGUAGAAUAACGCACAACCUCCACGGCCCCCACAACGACACCUUCUACGCGCACUUGAAGACCCUCGAAGAGUCCUACUCCACCCUCCGCCGUAGUGGCUAUGAUGGAGAGGGCUUCUACUCAGAGGGUAAGCGCCUGGGAGCUGGAAUUCCCAAGAAUCCGCAAAUAUCCGAAGCCCGUCGACGAGCGUUGGCGGUGGCGGAGAAGCGACGGGACAUCUAUUCCGGAUCCGGGCAGAAGCUUGGCGGGAAGGACCCACUGCCUGGCGGGUUGGGCAUCCGUGAGAAGAUUGCCGUGGCGACGGAGCGGCGCAUACGGGACUCGCAGACUUGCGGUGCUGGGAGUGGCGCUGGGGAUAGAGGUGCUAUGGAGGCGGAGGCUGAGAGGACCAUUCGUGCUGGGACCGUCACGGUCGACAACGGCGACAAGGAGGAGGAGAAGCAAGCCGGGCGGGAAGUGAUAGUGCUGGACGAAGACCCGGAAAAUGAAGCGGCAAUAAUCAGUGCCGCUAUAGAGCUGAUCCAGGAAGCAGAGCGUGAAGAAGCCGAGCAGAAACUGCUGUGGGAGGAACGGGGCAGCAUAGUCUGGAUAAUGGACGACGAGGACGGCCCGGUACAAGUCGAACUCCCCCCGACUGCCGCUACUACUGCCCCCUCUCCCCCAUCCCCCCGCAUCCCUGCACCAAUAACAAUUCCCUCCUCACCUCCCCUACCACCAGCAGAAUCUCAAGAUCUCCCUCCGAGCUACGAACAGGCGACAACCUGGGCCUGCGAACUUUGCACCCUAAUCAACCCCUCCAUCCUCCCCCACUGCGAAGUCUGCUCCUUUGAGCGGCCGGAUGACAUCGACUCUGCCACAUCCCCGCCCCCUACUCCUCUCUCACCAAUCUACCAGAACCCACCCUUGGCGCAGGCAGUGAUCGCCGGGAAGGAGAGGGAAAGGGAGAGACAUAAGGUACGGUUCGUCGACAUGCCAUUAUGA
Messenger RNA from Tuber aestivum (summer truffle), 1392 nucleotides. The record is from the annotation of a GenBank genome assembly. Lineage: Eukaryota; Fungi; Ascomycota; Pezizomycetes; Pezizales; Tuberaceae.